UUCAGUUUUAGUUUGUCGCAGGUUCGGGAACGAUAGAAAUCUAAAAAGUCAAUCCGCGAGAUCAAAAUGAGUGCGGAAUCGGGCCAACAAGAUGUUGAGUCGAAGCCAAAAUCGGUGGCAGGAGAUCCCAGUGCUGGUCACGAAUACGAGGAAGUGCUUCAGUUAAUCGGAUUCGGAAGAGUGCAAUGGAUUGUCCUUUUUGCGGCAGGACUUCUCCUGAUGAUGGUCAUCAACGAGACAAUGGGCAUGUCCUACAUAACGAUCGUAUCCCAGUGCGAUUUUAACAUGAACUCAGUGGAUAAGGCGAUCAUGAGUGCUGCCAGUUUUAUCGGCAUAUUCUGUUCAUCCUACUUUUGGGGCUACCUGAGUGACACUAUUGGUCGAAGGCCAGUAUUGAUAUAUACGACGAUCGCCGGAAAUGUCUUAUCCUUAUGCUCCACAGUGAUUCCGAGUUACUGGUUUUACGUCUUCAUUCGUUUCGGAGUUGGAUUUUUCAUUGCGGGAGCAUCAUCAACAACCUAUGCGUAUCUUGGCGAGUUCUUCACUCCCCGUCACAGACCUAUCGCUAUUAACUAUGCUAGUCUUUUUGUGGGAAUUUCCACCGUUUAUGUCCCAGCAACUGCCUGGUUAAUCCUUUCAAUGGAUUGGAGUGUUAGUAUAACGGAGGACUUUUCAUUCCGUCCUUGGCGAUUGCUAACAAUUUGCUAUUUGCUGCCUGGUGUCAUAGGAACACUCAUGUUGUGGUCCCUUCCUGAAAGUCCCAAGAUCCUAAUGUCCCUGCAUAAAACUGAAGAGGCUUUCGCUGCCGUCGAUUGGAUUGCAGUAACGAAUUCCGGUAAACACUUGCAUGAAUUCAAGGUUCAUAAGCUGAAAACAGAAGACCAUUCGGAUGGAGAAAAUAUUUUACUUAUUUCGAAGUCAGCGUUCACCACAAUCAAGAAAAUGUGGAAGGAAACUUUGCCUUUGCUGCAAAGACCUCAUUUGGUUAACUUCGUUAUUAGCUGUACAAUAAUGUGUGGUCUGUUUUUCAGUUCUUCGGGAAUGGGUCUUUGGUAUCCAGAAAUACAAAAUCGUUUGGGUUCCAAUGAAGCUGAAGAUUCAAUGACAGUUUGUCAAGUUAUCGAUGCAUCAAUAGAUCAAAUGGAAGCCAAUGCUACUAAUAAGAUUUGCGACGAUCAUAUCAACACAAAGAGCUACAUAGACACCAUCACCUAUGGAUCUGCCCUAAUUGUUGGCUACAUUGUGAUGGGUCUGAUUAUAAACACAAUUGGUCGCAAGGCCUCAAUUUCGAUUGGCUUGACAUUGGCCGGAGCUUGUGCAGUGGCAUUAAUCUUUAUCAAAGACGAGGUGGUAAUUGUGGUUUGCUUCUGCUUAUAUCUCGUAUUGCCGGGACUUUGUGUCUCGAUUCUGAGUGGUGCGGUCGUAGACCUUGUACCCACUCACCUUCGCGGAAAAGCCGUCUGUAUUUGCCUCAUGUUGGGGCGUACGGGCAGCGUUUUUGGCAGCAAUAUCAUCGGAGUUCUUCUAGAGUCGUAUUGCUCUCUCACUUUUGGGGUUUUCUCUGGAUUUGUUCUGGUUUGUGCGAGCUUGACGUUGCUGUUACCCAUUUGAGAUUUGCCAUUAUAAUUUAAGUAGGUUAGUUAGUUAGUAAUAUAUGUACCAUUUAAAUAAAUGUUUUAAUUUAAGAAUGUACAUGAAAAUAAAUAUAUU
Messenger RNA from Drosophila takahashii, 1710 nucleotides. Its product is annotated as synaptic vesicle glycoprotein 2C. NCBI's taxonomy places the organism in Eukaryota, Metazoa, Arthropoda, Insecta, Diptera, Drosophilidae. Gene Ontology annotation, cellular component: membrane. Gene Ontology annotation, biological process: transmembrane transport. The record is from RefSeq and is a predicted model, not a curated record. Gene Ontology annotation, molecular function: transmembrane transporter activity.